Molecule: messenger RNA, 2370 nt
Organism: Scheffersomyces coipomensis
Lineage: Eukaryota; Fungi; Ascomycota; Pichiomycetes; Serinales; Debaryomycetaceae
Gene: ALD6
Product: Ald6p
Exons: 1
Coding region: 363-2006 (547 amino acids)
Biological process (GO): L-valine catabolic process; thymine catabolic process
Cellular component (GO): mitochondrion
Molecular function (GO): methylmalonate-semialdehyde dehydrogenase (acylating, NAD+) activity; malonate-semialdehyde dehydrogenase (acetylating, [NAD(P)+]) activity
Source: RefSeq, a predicted model, not a curated record
UCACUAGGUUACCAUAGUCUAUAUCUAGACUCAAUCAUGAACCAGACCAACGUAUAAUUUCUCCAUUGAACUCAUAGACUUGAACUACUAAUCCCUAUUCACCCAACUUAAAACUGACUCUAAAUACCAUGGCUAAAAUCCUUUUUGUUUCCCAUAUGAAAAACAGCGGCUAAUUGCAUGCAGGAAAACAGGUGGAGGGGAGAGCGGAUAUCGCUUGCCGGAAUACAUGCAGGAAAUUAUGAUUGAAUAUUUCAAAAUAGCUUAAUUUAAAUAGAUGAAUAAUUGUCUAAACAGUGAUUCUUCAAAAGUUGAUUUUGAUUUCAUUUCUUUUUGGUUUUGAUCAGGGAGUUACCAUAUCAAAAAUGUUGUCUAGAGUCAUUAGAUCAAGAAGUUACAAGAUUGUGGUACCAAGUACUCAAUUCUUAAGAUUAAAAAGUAGUGUUACUUUAUCUUCAACUGUAAACUCUUACCCCACAGAUCAUACCAAUGCAAAUGUUGAACCAUACGUAACUCCAAGUUUUGUCGAUAACAAGUUUUUCAAAUCUGACUCCAAGGAAUGGUUUGAUAUACAUGAUCCAGCUACUAAUUAUGUUGUUUCAAAAGUUCCUCAAUCAACUCCUCAAGAAUUAGAAGACGCAAUCGCGUCAGCCGCUAAGGCUUUCCCAAUUUGGAAGGAAUAUUCAAUAAUCAAAAGACAAGGUAUUGCGUUUAAAUUUGUACAAUUAUUACGAGAAAAUAUGGAUAGAAUUGCCUCUGUGAUUGUAUUAGAACAAGGUAAAACAUUUGUUGAUGCUCAAGGGGAUGUUACAAGAGGUUUACAAGUUGCCGAAGCUGCUUGUAAUAUAACCAAUGAUUUAAAAGGUGAAACUUUAGAAGUUUCAACUGAUAUGGAAACUAAAAUGAUAAGAGAACCAUUAGGAGUUGUUGCAUCUAUUUGUCCAUUUAAUUUCCCAGCCAUGGUUCCAUUAUGGUCAUUACCUUUAAUUUUAGUUACAGGUAAUACAGCUGUUGUUAAACCAUCUGAAAGAGUUCCAGGAGCUGCCAUUAUUAUUGCUCAAUUAGCUGCUGAAGCUGGUGUUCCAGCUGGUGUACUUAACAUUGUUCAUGGUAAACAUGAUACUGUUAAUAAAUUGAUUGAAGAUCCAAGAAUUAAAGCUUUAACUUUUGUUGGUGGAGAUAAAGCAGGUAAAUAUAUUUAUGAAAAGGGUACUUCUUUAGGUAAAAGAGUUCAAGCAAAUUUAGGUGCAAAAAAUCAUUUAGUAGUAUUACCAGAUUCAAACAAACAACAAUUUGUGAAUGCCAUUAAUGGUGCUGCUUUUGGUGCUGCUGGUCAAAGAUGUAUGGCUAUUUCAGUUUUAGUUACUGUUGGUAAAACUAAAGAAUGGGUCAAUGAUAUUGUUGAAGAUGCAAAAUUAUUAAAGGUAGGAAGUGGUUUCGAUCCAGCUAGUGAUUUAGGUCCAUUAAUCAACUCAGGAAGUUUAGUUAAGUCUCAUGAAAUUAUCGAAGAUUCCGUUAAAAAUGGUGCAACUUUAGCUUUAGAUGGUAGAGGUUAUAAACCCGCCGAUGAAAGAUUUUCUAAGGGUAACUUUUUAGGACCAACUGUCUUAACUAAUGUUAAACCAGGACAAAGAGCUUAUGAUGAAGAAAUUUUUGCUCCAGUUCUUUCAGUUGUCAAUGUUGAAACCAUUGAUGAAGCUAUUGAAUUAAUUAAUGCUAAUAAAUAUGGUAAUGGUGUCUCUAUCUUCACUUCAUCAGGUUCUUCUGCUCAAUAUUUCACUAAAAGAAUCGAUGUUGGUCAAGUUGGUGUUAAUGUUCCAAUUCCAGUUCCUUUACCAAUGUUUUCCUUUACUGGUUCAAGAGGUUCUUUCUUAGGUGACUUAAACUUUUAUGGUAAGAGUGGUGUAACUUUCUUAACCAAACCAAAAACUAUCACUGCCAGUUGGAAAUCCAACUUAAUUGAUGAAGAAAUCUUAAAACCUUCAACUUCAAUGCCAGUGCAACAAUGAGUAAAUAAAAUAUAUAACGCUUUAGGUUUUUAAAAAAUAAUUUAAUUAAACAUGAUAAUAUACAUGUAGAAUUAAAAUUACCGACUCUUAGCGAGAAAAAAAAAUAGUUCUCACUAAAUUCCAGCGAGGAUUCAUUAAAAAUUAGUGAAAAUGCUCGUAAAAAAAUAAUGAAGGAUGCGAGGUUCGAACUCGCGCGGACACUGUCCAACAGAUCUUAAGUCUGCCGCCUUAGACCACUCGGCCAACCCUCCAAUUUAUUGAAAUUGUAAAUUUUGUAAGCUGACCAUGAAUUAUCACAAUCUAGAGGUGCGCUACCACAUUAAAAAAAUUUAAAGACUUCAUUGAUUCUUCUAAUUUUAUAGAA